GGCUCUCAUUUAACUUUAUUCACAAGUUUGUUAUUAUUGAAAGAGGUCGAUCUGAGGAAGAUAAAAAAUGCAUGGAGCUGAAAGGAGAAAAUCGUCAGGAGGAGGUGCUCAUGAUCAGUACGAAGAUGAGGGGUCGACGUUUGAGGAUGAUGAUGAUUAUGAGGAGGAGCAUAUUAAUGAUGAUUCUAAGAAACAGUGGCUGUGGAAAUUAGGGCGUUUUAUCGCUUGUACGACUGCCGGCGACUCCACCACUCUUACUACUACUCCUGGCAGUACAAGUACUGGAAGCAGAUCAUCGUCUGCAUCUUCGUUUCUUGAUCGACUCGUUAUUCAUCCUGAUAACUGGUUGUACGUGGGGUGGACGCAUUUCAUUCUGCUAUGGGCAGUCUAUUCGUCCUUCUUCACGCCAUUGGAGUUCGGCUUCUUCCGGGGUCUGCCCGAGAAUCUGUUCCUGCUCGACAUCGCCGGCCAGCUGGCCUUCCUUGUCGACAUCGUCGUACGCUUCUUCGUGGCCUACCGAGACUUUCACUCGCACCGUAUUGUCUACAACCGCAACCUCAUCGCUCUCCGCUACUUGAAGUCUCGAUUUCUCGUUGAUUUGCUCGGUUGUCUGCCUUGGGACGCCAUCUACAAGGCUUCUGGGAAAGAAGAGGGAGUGAGGUACCUGUUAUGGAUAAGACUAAGUCGAGCACGCAGAGUAACAGAGUUUUUUGAGAAGUUGGAGAAAGAUAUAAGGAUCAACUACCUUUUUACAAGAAUUGCCAAACUUUUUGUUGUGGAACUUUAUAGCACACACACGGCUGCCUGCAUCUUUUAUUACCUUGCUACUACCAUACCUCCGUCACGGGAAGGAUACACAUGGAUUGGAAGUUUGAAGAUGGGUGACUAUAGCUAUUCCCAUUUUAGAGAAAUUGACCUUUGGAAGCGUUACGUUACCUCACUCUAUUUCGCCGUUGUUACCAUGGCAACCGUUGGAUAUGGAGAGAUACAUGCAGUGAAUGUGAGGGAAAUGAUAUUCAUCAUGUUUUAUGUGUCUUUUGACAUGCUUUUGGGUGCUUAUCUGCUGGGUAACAUUACCGCACUGAUUGUAAAAGGAUCAAAAACUGAAAAGUUUAGGGACAAGAUGGCCGAACUUAUAAAAUACAUGAAGAAAAACAGGCUUGAUAGGGGGAUAAGUAAGGAUAUCAAAAAUCAUUUGAGGUUACAGUAUGAUCGUAGCUACACCGAAGCGGCUGUUCUUCAGGAUAUUCCAGCCUCCAUUCGCAGCAAGAUUUCACAGAAAUUAUAUGAACCAUACAUCAAAGAAGUUUCUCUUUUUAAGGGAUGCUCUUUAGGAUUCAUAAAGCAGAUUGCAACCAAAAUUCAUGAGGAGUUUUUCCUUCCAGGAGAAGUGAUCAUAGAGCAGGGACAAGCAGUGGAUCAAUUAUACAUAGUAUGCCAUGGGGAGCUGGAGAAGGUGAGAAGGGAUGAAGACAGUGAAAGUGAAGAGCUCCUUGAGCGCCUGCAAACCUAUAGCUCGUUUGGCGAGGUUUCUUUUCUUUGUAAUACUCCCCAGCCAUAUUCUGUUCGGGCUAGUCAACUGUGCAGGGUCUUGCGACUUGAUAAACAAUCUUUUAGGGAAAUCCUGGAUAUACAUUUCUUAGAUGGGCGGAUUAUCCUAAACAACCUCCUCGAGGGAAAAGACGUGAAUACCCGGAACAAGCUUUUGGAAUCAGAUAUCAUCCUAUAUAUUGGAAAGCAUGAAAUGGAGUUAGUUAUGAAAGUAAAUUGUGCUGCCUAUGAUGGAGAUUUUUAUCGAGUAAAACGUUUGAUUGGAGCUGGAGCUGAUCCCAACAAGAUGGACUAUGACGGAAGGUCGCCUUUGCAUGUUGCUGCAUCAAAAGGGUUUGUUGAUAUCACUCGUUUCCUUAUUGAACAAGGAGCGGCCGCUGAGAUGUCAGAUAAAUAUGGGAACACUCCUUUACUUGAAGCCAUUAAAAAUGGGCACGACGAAGUAGGUUCUUUACUUGUUAAGGCGGGGGCAUCACUCGCUGUUGAUGAUGCCGGUGAUUUUCUCUGUACCACGGCAGCAAGGAGGAAUAUGGAGCUUCUGAAAAGGCUUUUAUCCAAUGACAUAAACCCGAAUGCGAAAAAUUAUGAUCAGCGGUCACCACUUCAUGUAGCUGCUUCAGAAGGCUUAUAUCCAAUGGCAGAAUUCCUUUUAGAAGCAGGAGCAAGUGUUCUAUCAAAGGACAGAUGGGGAAGAACUCCACUUGAUGAAGCCCGCAUAGGUGGAAAUAAGAAACUGAUCAAAUUGCUUGAAGUCGCCAGAGCUUCUCAGUUGUCAGAUUUCUCCGAUCAUUCUCAAGAAACUGGUUAACAUUAAUUUUUAUACAUUUCUCGAACAUGUAGUACACAUUUUAUUACUAGCUGCUAGCCAAUCUGUAUUAUCUGUAAUAUUACAUUAUCCUUUGAAUUCAUAUCGAAGUAAGCUACUCUAAUGAAC
Messenger RNA from Malus domestica (apple), 2485 nucleotides. RefSeq names its product potassium channel SKOR-like. The record is from RefSeq and is a predicted model, not a curated record. Lineage: Eukaryota; Viridiplantae; Streptophyta; Magnoliopsida; Rosales; Rosaceae. Gene Ontology annotation, cellular component: membrane. Gene Ontology annotation, biological process: potassium ion transport; transmembrane transport. Gene Ontology annotation, molecular function: voltage-gated potassium channel activity; protein binding.